Molecule: messenger RNA, 1995 nt
Organism: Ustilaginoidea virens
Lineage: Eukaryota; Fungi; Ascomycota; Sordariomycetes; Hypocreales; Clavicipitaceae
Exons: 5
Coding region: 1-1995 (664 amino acids)
Source: RefSeq, a predicted model, not a curated record
AUGCCCAACAUGCGAUUCAGGUGGCCGCGUUUCCUCGGCUCGAACGGGGAUAGAGCCUCCAACAGGGCUCGGGUGUACGAUUGGAGCAACUCCCAGCCAGGCUCCUGCCCUCAUGGCUCACAUCUGACCCAAGAGAAACCAUCGAUAGUGCUCUCGCCGUUUCGCCAUGAACAGAUGAGGCCAGCUGUGCCGGCUCUAGAGGUAACCAAAGUUUGCCUUCGGUUGCGACACUUGAUUCAGGAAUGCGUGCCCUGCGAAAUGGAAGAGAGCAGGGUCACGGCUCCCCACAGUCGCAUCAUCACCCAAAAGGUCAUUCAAGCAGCCAAGGAGGCCGGGAGUCCCGACCAUCGAGCAUGUGUGGUAUAUUCCCUGCUGGUUAAUCAAAAGUGGUUUCGACAUGAAGCUCUCGUCGAGCUUUGGGACUCGGACCUACAUAAACUGCGAGCCCAAGCUUGCGGAGUUAUUGCCAAGGCUCUUAUCGAAACUGAGGAGGACACCAACUACCUCUUGUACGAGGUCCUCUUACGUCGAUAUUCUUACGUCGUAAACGGCCUUGCAACACCGCCAGUGAACGUCAUUGAGAAAGCGGUCGAUUUGCAUGCCGUUCGAGUGAUUGGUUCGGCGGGCUACCAGAAAUGCAUCAACUAUCUUUGGAGGGGAUGGCUCGUUCAGGAUGAGAAUGACCCGUCCGUUUUCGUGGAUUACAAGGACAAAGACAACCCCAGCUUCUUUGCGCACAUGGAUCCAGAUCGUAUGAGAGUCCCGAGAAACCAAAAUGCGGCGCAGUUGCUCUUGUCCCUGGUCUAUCUCAUUCUCUACACUGCUGCCAUCAACUCGGUCAAUCCUUCGGGAGAGCUGGACGGGGCUGAAAUAGCGCUCUAUUUGUUCACUCUCGGAUACGUCUGUGAUGAAAUAACCAAGGUAUACAAAGCGGGAUAUCAUAUUCUUGGAUUCUGGAAUGCCUUCAACUUCGUCCUAUACUCCCUGCUUUCCGUAUCCCUCGUCUUCCGCAUCAUCGGUUUGACAGCGUCCAGCGGCUCCGACUACCGCGAACAUUAUAGCAAGCUAAGCUACAACAUGCUGGCUUUCGUUGCACCCAUGUUCUGGUGUCGUCUCAUGUUAUAUCUCGACAGCUUCAGAUUCUUUGGCGCCAUGCUUGUUGUGCUCAAAGUCAUGAUGAAGGAGUCGGUGAUAUUCUUCGCUCUACUGGCCAUAAUCGUCGUUGGAUUUCUUCAGGCUUUCAUCGGUCUGGAUCUAGCCGAAGACAAUGUAGCGGGCGAUGUCCAGUUCAUCGUAGAGUCGAUGAUCAAGGCCAUUAUGCAAAGUCCUGAGUUUCAGGGCUUCGAAGCCUUUGGUCCGCCUUGGGGUGCAAUCCUUUACUAUUGCUUUGCGUUUGUUGUCAUGAUUAUUCUUCUCAAUAUCCUCAUCGCUCUGUACAACUCGGCUUACGAGGAUAUUUACGACAAUGCAGACGACGAAUAUCUAGCAUUGUUCUCCCAGAAGACUAUGCAAUUCGUCCGCGCACCGGACGAGAAUGUAUACAUAGCACCGUUCAACCUCAUUGAGAUUGUUGUUUCAGCCCUGCUGGAGUGGUGGAUGCCCAAGCACAUUUACGAAAUUAUCAACGAUUACAUCAUGGCCGCCUUAUACUCGCCUCUACUUUUUGUUUCGGCAUAUUUCGAAUCACGCAACGCCCAUCGUAUUCGACAUAAUAGGUCCAGAGGAGAUGAGGAUGACGAUGUAAUCGAGGAAUGGGAGCAAAUGGAGCAUGAGCUUGAUAUGGAGGCCGAGGGGUGGUCCAAGACCUGCGAUGCCGUCAAACCUAACAUGGAAGAUGAUCCAGCCGUGUUGGAAGUUCGUCAAUUGCGUUUGGAAAUUAAUGAGCUCAAAGCACUCUUGACCGAUAUAAGCCGAGCAUCGGAGGCAAAAGAAACCAUGGAGGGCAUAGAGGGCAACCACGACAAGGGACAGUCAUCAGCUGCGACAAGCUCAUAA